This is a messenger RNA of Rhinolophus ferrumequinum (greater horseshoe bat), 5366 nucleotides long. It is a transcript of the gene NCAPD3, whose product is annotated as non-SMC condensin II complex subunit D3. Gene Ontology annotation, biological process: meiotic chromosome condensation; mitotic chromosome condensation. Bases 71 to 4636 code for a protein of 1521 amino acids. Gene Ontology annotation, molecular function: histone binding. NCBI's taxonomy places the organism in Eukaryota, Metazoa, Chordata, Mammalia, Chiroptera, Rhinolophidae. The record is from RefSeq and is a predicted model, not a curated record. The transcript is spliced from 36 exons. Gene Ontology annotation, cellular component: condensed chromosome, centromeric region; condensin complex.
ACUCGGAGCGCGCGCGGGAGCGAGCUUUGAAAGUUGACUACAGCGGAGGCGAGCAGGUUUCUGUGUGAUCAUGGUGGCGCUGCCGGGCCUUGGGAGCGGCCUGCAGCCGUGGUGCCCGUUGGAUCUCAGGCCGGAAUGGGUGGACACAGUUUGGGAACUGGACUUCACAGAGACUGAACCUUUGGAUCCCAGCAUAGAAGCAGAAAUUGUAGAGACUGGAUUGGAUGCAUUCACAAAACUCUAUGAAAGUCUUUUCUGCUUUGCUGUUGAAGAACAUGGAUCUACAGAGAGCAUUUGGACCUUCUUCGCUGAGAACAAUAUUUCUCACAGUGCACUGGUGGCAUUGUUCUAUCAUUUUGUUCAAACAGUCCAUAAGAAAAACGUCAGUGUACAAUAUCGAGAAUAUGGCCUUCAUGCCGCUGGGCUUUAUUUUCUGCUAUUAGAAAUACCAGGCAGUGUAGCCAAUCAAGUAUUCCACCCAGUGAUGUUUGACAAAUGUAUACAGAUUCUAAAAAAGAGCUGGCCUCAAGAAUCUAACUUGAGUCGGAAAAGAAAGAAAGAACAGCCUAAGAACUCACGGGCUGUUUCAAGAGGGCAUAGAAAAAGAGGAAAGCCACGCAGGAAAGAGGAUAUUGAGAUGGAUGAAAUUAUAGAAGAACAAGAAGAUGAAGAGAGUAUUUGUUUUUCUGCCUGGGACCUUUGUCAAAUUCGAAAUGCCAUCUUUCACCUUUUGAAGAAUUUUCUAAGGCUUCUGUCCAAGUUUUCCCUGAAAGAAAAACCACAGUGUAUACAGAAUUGUAUAGAGGUCUUUGUGGCAUUAACUAAUUUUGAGCCAGUUCUUCAUGAAUUUCAUGUUACACAAGCCAGAAACCUUAACCAAGCAAAGUACAUACCAGAACUGGCCUAUUAUGGAUUGUAUUUGCUAUGCUCUCCAAUUCAUGGAGAAGGAGACAAGGUUAUCGGUUGUGUUUUCCAUCAAAUGCUAAAUGUAAUAUUAAUGUUAGAAGUAGGUGAAGGAUCCCAUCGUGUCCCCCUUGCUAUUACUUCACCAGUCAUCAAUAGUAGAAACCAGGCAGUCCGGUUUAUCAGCUCACUUGUGGAUGAACUAAAGGAAAGUAUAUUCCCAGUUCUUCGUAUCUUACUCCAGCACAUCUGUGCCAAGGUGAUAGAUAAAUCAGAGUAUCGCACCUAUGCAGCUCAGUCCCUGGUCCAGCUUCUCAGCAAACUUCCUUGUAGGGAAUAUGUUACAUUCAUCGCCUGGCUUUACAGAUAUUCACGAAGUUCCAAGAUCCCACACAGGGUUUUCACUCUUGAUGUUGCCUUAGCUCUGUUGGAGCUGCCGGAAAGAGAGGUGGAUAACACACUCUCUUUGGAGCAUCAGAAGUUCUUAAAGCAUAAGUUCUUGGUGCAGAACAUUAUGUUUGACCGUUGUUUAGACAAGGCACCAACUGUCCGCAGCAAGGCAUUGUCCAGUUUUGCACAUUGCCUGGAGUUGUCUGUUACCAGUGCAUCGGAGAGCAUACUGGAGUUUCUCAUUAGCAGUUCUACAAUUUCAGGAGUAGAGAGCCACCCUGGUACUUUACUAAAAGAGUCAUCAGCUUUUUCCUGUCAGAGGCAGACACUUAACCCUUCUGGAAGCUCAGGGUUGAUAAAUACAGACAGCAGUGGUGACACAGUUGGAUCUAGGGAAAUAUGUGUCAUGGCAAUGUUGAGAAAGAGAAUCAGGGAUGAGAAGACCAACGUUAGAAAGUCUGCGCUCCAGGUAUUAGUGAGUAUUUUGAAACACUGCAGUGUCUCGGGUAUGAAAGAAGAGCUAUCAAUUCUGCAGGACCAAUGUCGGGACCCUGCAGUGUCUGUCCGGAAGCAGGCCCUGCAAUCUCUUACUGAGCUUCUUAUGGCCCACCCUAGAUGUAUCCAGAUACAGAAAGCCUGGCUGAUGGGGAUCAUCCCAGUUGUGAUGGACUGUGAGAACACUGUGCAGGAAAAGGCCCUGGAAUGCCUUGACCAGCUCUUGUUGCAGAACAUUAAGCAUUACAAUAAAUUUCACAGUGGAGAUGACAGCCAGGUGCUAGCUUGGGCGCUUCUUGAUCUCCUCAGCACAGAAAGCCAAGAAUUGAGCCGCUAUUUAAAUAAGGCUUUUCAUAUCUGGUCCAAGAAAGGUAAAUUCUCAUCUACUUUUAUAAACAAUAUGAUAUCCCACACUGGCACGGAACAUUCCGCACCAGCCUGGAUGCUGCUCUCCAAGAUUGCCUGCUCAUCACCCAAGCUGGACUACGCCAAAGUCAUAGACUCCUGGGAGAAAAUCAGCAGUCAACAGAAUCCCAAUUCAAACACCUUAGGACAUAUUCUCUGUGUUAUUGGACAUAUUGCAAGGCAUCUUCCUAAGAGUACCCGAGAAAAGGUGACUGAUGUUGUCAAGUGUAAGCUGAAUGGAUUCCAGUGGUCUCUAGAGUUGAUCAGCUCAGCUGUUGAUACUUUGCAAAGACUCUGUAGAGCAUCUGCAGAGACACCUGUGGAGGAACAGGAAUUACUAAAGGAAGUGUGCGGGGAUGUCCUGUCCACCUGUGUACACUGCCUCUCCAACAUCGUUCUGAAGGAAGAUGGAGCCGGGAAUAUGGAUGAAGACCUGUUGGUGAAGUAUAUUUUCACCUUAGGAGAUAUAGCCCAACUCUGUCCAGCCAGCGUGGAGAAGCGAGCCUUCCUUCUGAUUCAGUCCAUUCUAGCUUCUUCUCCUGAUGCAGAUCAUUUAACAUCCUCUCAAGGUAGGAGUGAAGCCCCAGCCUCUCAACCAGUUCCCCAGGUCAGAGGCUCUGUCAUGCCUUCUGCGAUUAGAGCACAUGCCAUCAUUACGCUGGGUAAGCUGUGCUUACAGCAUGAGGAUCUUGCAAAGAAGAGCAUCCCGACCCUUGUACGAGAGCUUGAGGUGUGCGAUGACAUGGCUGUUCGCAACAAUGUUGUAAUUGUUAUGUGUGACCUUUGUAUCCGGUACACUGUCAUGGUGGAUAAGUACAUUCCCAAUAUCUCCAUGUGUCUGAAGGAUUCAGAUCCAUUCAUCCGAAAGCAAACGCUCAUCUUGCUUACCAAUCUCUUGCAGGAAGAGUUUGUGAAGUGGAAGGGCUCUCUGUUCUUUCGGUUUGUCAGCACUCUGAUUGAUUCCCACCCAGACGUUGCCAGGUGCAUGUUAGAUGCCUCUUCUAGGUUUGGGGCACAGGAGGAAGGAGCAUGCCCAGGGUUGGCUGAGGAGUCCAGAGCUCGUUUCGGGGAGUUUUGCCUGGCUCACCUGUUGCUGAAGAGAAAUCCUGCCAUGUUCUUCCAGCACUUCAUUGAGUGUAUUUUCCACUUCAAUAAUUAUGAGAAGCAUGAGAAGUAUAACAAGUUCCCCCAAUCAGAGAGAGAGAAGCGGCUCUUUUCACUGAAGGGAAAGACAAACAAGGAGAAACGAAUGAAAAUCUACAAGUUUCUUCUAGAGCACUUCACAGAUGACCAGAGAUUCAAUAUCACUUCCAAAAUCUGCCUUAGUAUUUUGGCGUGCUUCGCCGACGGCAUCCUGCCCCUGGAUAUGGAAGCCAGUGAGUUACUCUCAGAUACCUUUGAGGUCCUCAGCUCAAGGGAAAUCAAACUUUUGGCAAUGAGAUCGAAACAAGAUAAGGACCUCCUUAUGGAAGAAGAUGACAUGGCCCUGGCAAAUGUAGUCAUGCAGGAAGCUCAGAAAAAGCUCAUCUCACAUGUUCAGAAGAGGAAUUUCAUAGAAAACAUUAUUCCAAUUAUCAUCUCCCUGAAGGUUGUGCUAGAGAAGAAUAAGAGCCCAGCUUUGCGGGAGCUCAUGAACUAUCUCAGGGAGGUGAUGCAGGAUUACCGAGAUGAAAUCAAGGAUUUCUUCGCAGUUGACAAACAGCUGGCAUCAGAACUAGAGUAUGACAUGAAGAAGUACAAUGAACAGCUGGCCCAGGAACAAGAGCUGGCGAAGCAAACAGAGGUGAACAAGGAAGCGGCAGGUGCCACGCAGGUUGCUCCAAGUUUAGAAAUAAUGCCAGCUCCUGCUGGUCAAGAAAAUGCCGCUGUGCCCCACGCUGCGAGCCAGCCCUCAUCACCCACAUCAAGCACUAGCCAAGCACCUCCUUUGCCUCUUUCACUUGAAACUAAGCCAUUGAAGAGGUUAAUGCCCAAAGCCAGGUCCAUGUCCCUGAGUACCAUUGCAAUCCUGAACUCUGUCAAGAAAGCUGUGGAGUCGAAUAGCAGGCGUCGGAAUCGGAGCAUAGGAGUGUUGCCCUUCACUUUAAAUUCGGAAAGCCUGGGCAAAAUGCACAAUCAUGCAUCUUCAUACAGCUUGGAGCAAGAGUCCAGUGGAGCCAUUGACCAUGUAACUAAACGAGCAGUCAGUACUCCUGAGAAGACCAUCAGUGACGUGACGUUUGAAGCAGGAGUCAGCUACAUAGGCACACCACGGACGCCUUUUUCAGUCAAAGAGAAAAUUGAACCCGCGAAUCAAGGAAAUGACAUUUUAUGUUUAUCAUUGCCUGAUAAACCGCCUCCACAGCCUCAGCAGUGGAAUGUGAAGUCUCCGGCCAGAAAUAAAGACAACCCAGCCCCUAGUAGGAGGUCGCUCCGAAAGACCCCCCUGAAAACGGCCAACUGAAUAAAACAGCGCACUCUAGUGUCCGAGAAGCAGGAGCUCGGAAGGACACCCUUUUCUGCAUGUGAAGAACAGACAUUUGGCUUUCCUCACAACCCUAAGGACGCUGUCACUAUGUCCUGUCAGAGCUUGUCCUUAUGAUUCCAGCCUCUCUGAUUCUGUGUAGUUCGUCUGUGUAGCUGGCCAUCUUUUCUUUUUAUGAAGUAUGUGGUCAAAAAUUAUAAAAUAAUACGGAAAGGGCUUAGCUAUUUAUUAUAACUUGACUCCAUUUGAAAGUCCAUCCAUUCUGAUAAGCUGUAUUCUGGUCCUUGAGGAACACAACACAUCAGCUUUCUUUUAUAUAAAUCCAGCCUCUGUUAGCUGAUAUCAGUUCCUUAUAGUAGAUAAUUUCGCAUUAUCCAAUGACAAGAUUUCAAUUGUAAUAUUUUUUCUAUUUAUGAAUUGCAGAUUUUUUUAAAAAGAUGUAUGGCUUUCUAAAAUGGAAUAAUAAAGGUUAAGCAUAAAUGCAGCCCUCUAGUAGUCAAUAGAAUUUUUCUGUUUUUGGAACAGGGCUUUUAUUGGUAGUCAUUUUAAUUUACAUAAAGUGUUCAAGAAUAAUAAAACCAAGUCUUUCCUGUUCGUUAAAAAAAUGACUCGGUUUGUCUUUAAGGUUCAAUUUGUCUGUCCCACUGUCUUUGUCCCCAGACAGCUGUCCACCUCCUAACAACAGAUGUCCCUCUUAGUGUAUAAAUAC